Molecule: messenger RNA, 3240 nt
Organism: Poecilia reticulata (guppy)
Lineage: Eukaryota; Metazoa; Chordata; Actinopteri; Cyprinodontiformes; Poeciliidae
Gene: rskrb
Product: ribosomal protein S6 kinase related b
Biological process (GO): protein phosphorylation
Molecular function (GO): ATP binding; protein serine/threonine kinase activity
Source: RefSeq, a predicted model, not a curated record
GAAAAAAAAUGCAUGUUUGUGUUGUGUAUUUGCUGAAUAAAAUAUACAACUUCUUUUUCAUUAAUGUUCUCUUAAUAAAUAUCUUCAGAUUUAUUAGAUGGGACUUGUUAAAGAUAUUUUAAUUUGUUGUACUGCUUUAACACAAGGCAGUAAUUUUAUAGAGAUUAUUGAAAAAAUAACUUUAAUAAGGCUAUAUUCUGAUUUUUACAUACAUUUAAGAUGUACUGUUAGCUUAAUUUUGUGUAAAUUGUGAAUUUUCUUUAAUGCUACUCUGAAGGUUUGUCAUUUGCAGGCUGAAACCAUAGACAGUUCUGCAACCAGUGGCUUAAUUUCAGUAAUUAAUCUCGCAAUAUUUCACUGAACGCUUUGUUUACAGUGAUAAUGGAUUUCUUAAAAUCACAACUGAAUCUAAGCUAUUUUGAGGAAUUCAGAUGUUUUAAUUACACCGACCAGCAGAUGGCGCUGAAGUCUCUGGACGGCCGAGAUGUAGGCGGAUUUGCUCUGACGUUGCCCACAUUUGGGAUUAACUUGUUUUUUUAUAUAUAUCGCCAUAUCCCUCGUAUUUUUGCAAACGAAGCCAGAUGAGCUGAGGAUAUUGAAAAAUAUAAAUUUGCUUCAGUAGGCCCUUCGUUUCAGCCAUCUCUCUGCGUUGGGUUUUGGAAAUGGGACGGGGAUGUCCUGCGGCGCAUAUUGAGAGGCUGACUGAGGAGCAGCAAACGUCGCACUGACUGAGCCUACUGCGCCGAUGUCCCCUUACGCUGAUAAUAAUAAUUAUAAUAAUAAUGGGGGCAGACGGAAGUAAAAACAGGAAGAGGGCCUCAGGAGGGGCUGAAGACGAGCCCAUCCCAUCUGGAUGGCGGGGUCUCCUCUCCAGCAUGGGCCUGUCCAUCCCAGAAGGUCUCUGCCGCCUGGCCCCACCCGCCCUCCGUCUGGGCCAGCGUCGGAUGCUCCAAGGAAAAACCCCUGAGGUGCCAGAGCACGUCCUCAGGUUGGCGGGAGUCGGACCAGGCAGGCUGAGAGGAGAAUGGAGCCUUCCAGGCUUCGUUACCAUGUUUCUGCCUGAAUUCCCCCACAGAGCUGUGCCAGGGCACGAACACUUUCAGGUGCUGGGAUACAUUGCCAAAGGUUCAUUUGGACCCAUUCUGAAAGUGAGGGACAAGUCCAAACAGAAAACAUAUGCUGUUAAAGUUAUACCUAAAGCAGAGAUUUUAAGGCUGGCGGUUUUGGAGCAGUCAAAAGAGGAAGUUAUAGUUCAGCGUCAGGUUUGCCACCCAUUUGUCCUCGACCUCCAGGACUGCUGGCAGACUCAGCGCCACCUUUACAUUAUGUGCGACUACUGCAGCACAGGGGACCUCUACACCUACUGGCAGAUGAUUGGUCAGUUCUCAGAGGAAACCAUGCGAAUAUUUGCAGCAGAGCUGGGAUGUGCACUCGGGUUUUUGCAUGACUUUGGGAUCAUCCACAGGGAUGUAAAGAUGGAAAACAUCUUAUUGACAGACAACGGCCACCUCCGCUUGGCUGAUUUUGGUUUGUCCCGCCGCCUGGAGAGAGGAGGCCGAGCCUUCACAAUCUGUGGAACCAUCCAAUACAUGGCUCCAGAGGUACUCAGUGGUGGACCUUACAACCACGCAGCUGAUUGGUGGUCACUGGGAAUCCUGCUAUUCUCCUUGGCCAUUGGGAAGUUCCCUGUUCCUCCAGAACCAGAUCAUUGCAGCAUGCUGAGGAAAGUGAGGAGUUUUCCCUAUGAAAUGCCCCUGAGCCUGAGCUCACCGCUCUCCAUGUUAAUAACAGAGCUUUUGUGCAAAAAUCCACUACGACGCCUGAGGACCUUGGAACGUUUCAAGCGCCAAACGUUCUUCUUUGGGACAUCUUUUGACCUCCACCUCCUUCAGCGUCGACCUGUGCAGGUGAUCUUGGAGCUGAGAGAGAGACCAGACCGUGCUGCCAAAGCUCGACGGGGCCUCACUUUGUCCCUGCUGCCUCUGAAGGGCUUUGACUUUGAUUCCCUGCUCAGCCCUGCCGCCACGCCGGACACACAGCUGGACGGAGACACACACACACGCACAGCUGUACCUCUGCCUGGCCCCUCACUGCAGGGGCCAGGCAGCGGGGGGCCUGCUGCAACCAGGCCCCUCAACUUUUCCACUCAGGAAAAAGUUGCACGCAGGGAAGUGUUUGUGUGAGUGAUUAUAAGUCUGGCUGCAGCGUGGAAGGGAAAGGCCUUCAUCAAAUGGUUUUGAUUUUGUGCAAAUUUUCCUCAUUUUUUACCCUCCUUAAAAUUUAGGAGAGUAAAAGUGAAGGAUUUAAAUACAUAAUCCCCCAUAUUUACAUGGCCUUUCAAAAGUAUCCAUUAUUGUGACAUUGUAGCCACAAACCUCAAUGUGUUUUUUAGGGAAUUUAUGAGAUAGACCAACUUUUAAGUAAUGCAUAAUUGUAACGUGGAAGCACAAAUAUGCAUGGUACUUUAAAAACUGAAGCAGGAAAUCCUUUUGGGGUAUUUCUCUACUGGCUUUGUAUGUUGAAACUUUACUGUGUGCACACUAUUAUUGCAGAACAGCUGAAGCUGAACCAGACUGGAUGAAGCCACUGAACAUUCAGAUUAUGUCGCUUAAAUGUUCAACAAACAUCUGAAGACAACGUUCAGCAAACAUUGGCUGAUCAUACAGCCAUACAACAUCUACAGACAACACUGUCUGCUAUGGGAAAAGUUUGGUCUGAAUAAAAAUAUGCAAUUACAAAGAAACAAAUCACACCAAAUAAAACACGUUUCCAGAUAUUGUUUUUAUAUGAAACCACUGACAAUAUUUUACUGUAUCUUUGUCACCUUCAAAUGUCUUAGCAGCUUCAACAGAUACAAACUAAUAUCAGAACAAUUGAAUCCUCAUUUUAACAUAAAUUGUAUCCAUGUGUAUACCGGUGUAUACUACAGAAAAAAUGAAUAAUUGUCCUUCUACUUUGCAGUUAAGCUUUACUUUGCGUUGCUUUGUCUCAAUUCUACUCAUAAAUUAAUAUUUGUGGUUAUAACAUGAUGUAAUGUGACUAAUUCAAGUCUGAAGAGUAUUUUUUGCAAGGCACGGAAAUAACAUUGUACUUUUUAAUGUAAUUUUAUUUUAUUUUACAUGUUCACCUUUUAACGUUUACUGUCUCUUUAGUAGCAGUUGUUCAGUGGUUUUGUGCCAUUACCCAUUUAGUAAAACGUCCAGAGUCUCUUCAUGGUUCGGCUGGCAAAACAUUGUGUAC